Molecule: messenger RNA, 1410 nt
Organism: Microthlaspi erraticum
Lineage: Eukaryota; Viridiplantae; Streptophyta; Magnoliopsida; Brassicales; Brassicaceae
Source: the annotation of a GenBank genome assembly
AUGGGAGAUGGCAGUUCCACCAGAUCCAACAGCUCAAGCAGCGGCAGCGAGAAGCCAGAGUGGCUGCAACAGUACAACCUCGUCGGAAAAAUUGGCGAAGGGACUUAUGGACUCGUUUUCUUGGCAAGAACCAAGACUAUACCUAAGAGACCAAUCGCCAUCAAGAAGUUCAAGCAGUCGAAAGACGGAGACGGAGUUUCCCCAACAGCGAUCCGCGAGAUCAUGCUGCUCAGAGAGAUCUCCCACGAGAACGUCGUCAAGCUUGUGAACGUCCACAUCAACUUCGCAGACAUGUCUCUCUACCUCGCCUUCGACUACUCCGAGUACGAUCUCUACGAGAUCAUCAGACACCACAGAGACAAAGUGGGACAUUCGUUAAACCAGUACACUGUCAAGUCCUUGCUCUGGCAGCUUCUCAACGGAUUAAACUAUCUCCAUAGUAACUGGAUCAUACACAGAGACUUGAAACCUUCAAACAUCUUGGUUAUGGGUGAGGGAGAAGAAAACGGAAUAGUGAAGAUAGCUGAUUUCGGGCUUGCACGGAUAUACCAAGCUCCUCUGAAGCCUCUAUCUGAUAACGGAGUUGUGGUCACGAUAUGGUACCGUGCACCGGAGCUGCUUCUCGGGUCUAAGCACUACACGAGCGCCGUCGAUAUGUGGGCGGUCGGAUGUAUAUUCGCUGAGCUACUGACUCUCAAACCAUUGUUCCAAGGAGCAGAAGCGAAGUCGUCACAAAACCCUUUCCAGCUGGAUCAGCUCGACAAGAUUUUCAAGAUCUUAGGCCAUCCGACGAUGGAUAAAUGGCCGGCGCUCGCGAACCUUCCUCACUGGCAAUCCGAUCUCCAACACAUUCAAGCUCAUAAAUACGACAGUGUUGGUCUCCACAACGUGGUUCACCUGCCCUUCAAAAGCCCCGCUUACGAUCUCUUAUCCAAGAUGCUCGAGUACGAUCCUCUCAAACGGAUCACUGCUUCUCAGGCGCUAGAGCACGAGUACUUCAGGAUGGAUCCUAUCCCGGGAAGGAACGCGUUUGUAGCGACUCAGCCGAUGGAGAAGAACGUGAGUUACCCGACACGUCCUGUCGAUACUAACACUGAUUUCGAAGGCACGACGAGCAUCAACCCUCCUCAAGCGGUUGCAGCGGGGAAUGUUGGAGGGAACAUGGGAGGAGCUCAUGGAAUGGGGAGUAGAUCGAUGCCGAGACCAAUGGUUGCUCAUAACAUGCAGAGGAUGCAGCCUCAAGGCAUGAUGGCUUAUAAUUUCCCUGCACAGGCGGGAAUGAAUCCGAGUGUUCCGGUGCAACAGCAGCGAGGGAUGGCUCAGCCGCAUCAGCAGCAACAGCUGAGAAGGAAAGAUCCUGGAAUGGGUAUGUCCGGUUAUGCACCUCCUAACAAGACCAGACGUCUUUGA